Molecule: messenger RNA, 1061 nt
Organism: Macadamia integrifolia
Lineage: Eukaryota; Viridiplantae; Streptophyta; Magnoliopsida; Proteales; Proteaceae
Product: U5 small nuclear ribonucleoprotein 40 kDa protein
Exons: 3
Coding region: 16-891 (291 amino acids)
Molecular function (GO): protein binding
Source: RefSeq, a predicted model, not a curated record
GGUGCAACACUGCUCAUGUCUUUUAGAAAUUGCAGAUCAAGUGCCUCACUACUUAGCAGUACAGAUUGCGUAUCCCCGAAGCAAAGAAGAUGGCCAGAAGAUAUAGCUUGGCACCCUCUCGGAAAUAGCCUAUUUUCUGCCUAUAGUGCUGAUGGUGGGGAUUCUCAGAUCUCAAUCCUGGAUCUCAACACGUCACAGGAAAGAAAAAGAGUCAAGUUCUUAGAAGAGAAGCCUCAUCUCAAAGGCAUUAUCAACAGUAUAGUUUUCAUGCCCUGGGUUGAUACCUGUUUCACCACGGGAGGGAGUGAUCAUGCUGUGAUACUGUGGAGUGAGAAAGAUGGUGAACAGUUAUGGAAACCAAAGGUGUUACACAGGAGUCUUCAUUCUUCCGCUGUCAUGGGUGUUGCUGGUAUGCAGCAAAAGCAGAUUGUUUUGUCUGCAGGUGCAGACAAAAGAAUUAUUGGAUAUGAUUUGCUGGGUGGACGAGCUGAUUUCAAGCACCAAAUAGAAAGUAAAUGCAUGGGUGUGCUGCAUAAUCCAACUGACUUCAACCUUUACAUGGUGCAGACAGGGGCUCCUGAGAAGCAGCUACGAUUGUUUGAUAUUAGGUUGAGGCAGACUGAGAUCCAUGCAUUUGGAUGGAAGCAAGAGAGCAGUGAAUCUCAAUCAGCACUUAUAAAUCAGGCAUGGUCUCCUGAUGGUUUAUACAUUACUUCUGGCUCUGCAGACCCCAUGAUCCACGUCUUUGAUAUCAGGUAUAAUUCUCACAGACCCUCUCAAUCGGUGAAAGCUCACCAGAAACGAGUUUUUAAAGCUAUAUGGCAUCAUUCUCUCCCACUUCUUAUUUCCAUAUCUUCUGAUCUGCACAUUGGAUUGCAUAAGAUUGUGUAAGUGCUGCAUCUCUUUUCUAUUCCACCCUUUUGUUCCCCAUUUUUUACAUUGAGAUAAUCUGUUUCCCUUUUUCUACCGUGUGUGAACUUCAGAAGGAAACAUUGCUGUUUUUGUUAUUUGAUAGUCCUUAAUAAGUGAUUCUAAAACUCUGGAACAUGGCUUGAUUAGCA